AUCCAAUGAAACAGAGAACUAAGUAAAAACAUAACAGAAGGAAAUGACAUUUAGCCUGCUCGAUGUUCGUUGUUUUGCUUUACUGACAUCGACCAGCAGCUACAGCUAGCUAGUAACGCGAGACGCAACAGUUAGCUAUGCGUCUGUCUUAGUUAAGUAGUCAGCUAUUGAGACAUUUCUAAGUGGACUGACAGCAUAAAGCGAGGAUGGCCCAGUGGGACAGACUGAGGCAGCUGCCUGCUGUGUACGGACAGCAGUUACAUGAGCUCUAUGACAGAGAUGCUUUACCUAUGGAUGUUCGGCAUUACCUGUCUGUCUGGAUAGAGAAGCAGGAGUGGCGGCGAGCAGCAAGGGACCAUGACUUGGCUGUAGUGCUGUUACAGGUCCUGCUGGAGAAUCUGGAUAUCCAACACAGCCGCUUUGUCCAGGAAGAGUCAUUCUUACUGCAGCAUAACAUUAGACGUUAUAAGCAGAACUUUCAGAGGUACCUGGAAGAGCCGUGUGCUUUGGCAAGUACAAUCCUCUGGUUUUUGGAAAAAGAGAAGGAAAUCCUGCAGAGCGCUGAUCUGGCAGAACAGGUCCAGUUUUUGCAAGUAGAGCAGGAAGCCAUGGAGACAAGCAGCCAGCAGGACCUGGAACGUAAAAUGGCGGGCCUCAGGAAUGAAGUGCAGUGCAUGGAACAUACAAUGAUAUGUCUGGAGGAGCAGCAAGAUGAGUUUGAUUUUAAAUACCAAACCCACAAGAUGGAAGCUGUGGUAGAUGAGGCCCUGAAGAAGAAUCAAAUCAAAAAUCUUCAGUUACUUGUCAACAGACUGAAUGAUUGUAGAAAGAGCACACUGUUGGACCUAAAUAAGCUCCUGGACAGGACUGAAGACCUGAUUGACAUAUUGGUGAAGAAAGAGCUUGUGGAGUGGCAGAGGAGGCAGCAGAAAGCCUGCAUAGGUGCUCCAGAUGAUGUUUGCCUGGAUCAGUUGGAGAAGUGGUUCACCUGUGUGGCAGUGUGUCUGUUCCAGGUGCGGGAAUUUCUUAGUAAGCUGGAGGAGCUUAUAGGAAAAGUCUCCUACGACAAUGACCCUGUGAAGUCCCAGAAACCUGCACUGCAGAAGAGAGCAGAUAAUCUUCUGAAAGACUUACUCAAGAGUUCCUUUGUGGUUGAGACUCAGCCAUCUAUGCCUCAGGGGAAAGGACCUUUGGUUCUCCGCACAAAUGUCCAGUUCUCUGUCAAGACCCGACUCCUUGUUAAGUUUCCUGAGCUGAACCACUCCAUGAAAGUGAGUGUAUCUAUGGAGAGGGAGGCUCCUCAGAUCAAAGGAUAUCGGCGUUUUAAUGUACUGGGGACCAAAACUAAGGCAUUGAACAUGGCAGAGAGCCAAAGCGGAGGCAUGGUGGCUGACUUCAGACAUCUGACUCUGAAAGAGCAGAAGUCUGGAGGUAGCAGCAAAGGAGCCAGUGAUAUUCCUCUCAGUGUUACAGAGGAGCUACAUGUCAUCUUCUUCGACACUUUAUUUGAGCUGAAAGGCUUGUCAGUUGAGUUGCAGGCCUCUUCCCUCCCAGUUGUCAUCAUCUCCAACUCCAGCCAGCAGCAGAGUGCCUGGGCGUCUGUCCUCUGGUUCAACAUGCUCAGUCAGGACACCAAGGACGUCAUGUUCUUUGCCAACUCUCCUGCAGCCACUUGGCCUCAGUUUGGAGAGAUGUUGAGCUGGCAGUUUCUCUCUGCCACUAAACGUGGUCUGAAUGAUGAUCAGCUUGAAAUGAUUGCACACAGACUCUUUGGAAAGCACCUGAACUAUGACACCUGCAAAGUGGCUUGGUCAAAAUUUUGCAAGGAGAAUACUCCUGACACCUUCUGGGUGUGGUUUGAUGGCAUCUUGGUGAUGGUGAAAACAUACCUUGAGGACCUGUGGAGGGAUGGCCUCAUCAUGGGUUUCGUGAGCAAAGGCAAAGAGAAGUCUCUCUUGAAGAAAAAGCAGAGAGGCACGUUCUUGUUGCGCUUCAGUGAAAGUGUCAUCGGAGGAAUCACUUUCUCCUGGGUGGACACCACUGCAACUGGUGAGCCUGACGUAAAGACAGUCCAGCCCUUCACCAAAGUUGACCUUACCCAGAUCCCCUUCCAUGAAAUCAUCAGGAAUUUUCAGAUCUUAGAAGCUGAAAACAUCCCAGAAAAUCCUCUACUCUAUCUAUAUCCCAACACCCCUAAAGACGAGGCUUUUGGAAAAUACUACUCUGACAAGAGUGGAGUUGACAGUCCGUACAUCAAGUACAUCAAAACCAAGCUGGUGUUUGUCUCAAAAGAGAACACACUGGAGGCUAAGUCACCCAUGUCCUCAGACAUGGUACAGGGUGAAGGCCUGGAGUCAUUGAAUGACCUGUGUGGAGAGGCAGCUGAACAAGAUGAGAAUUGUCAUUCUCUGGAUUCACCUCUGGAAACCUGCCAUCCUGAUGUCAUGCUGUCUGACUUGGCCGAAACACCACAGGAUGAGUUACUGAUGUAUGUCAACAAUUUCAACCACUUUGCUGGUACCGGCAUCUUUGAUGAUGAUACAGGGCUAUUUAACUGCCUGACCUCACAAUCCUGUGGAAGCAUUUUACAGUAAGCAUCUGCAAUGUGUAUUUAACCAAACCACUAUAUCACUCAUUGUCAGCUUUACUCUCAGCUACUUAAAUCAACAUCCAUGUCAGAAAAACUGAAGUCUACAUAGCACCUGCUAACAAAAUAAUUUGCUUUGAGUACUUUCUUUCAUUUGAAAUACUUGACAGCCCUUCUGAUCCUGAUAGUCUGUAUUUAGAAAUAGCUUUUCAGGCAAAAUUCAGUGUUUGUUUGCACCUUUUAAAGCAUUAGAAUAUAACUUUUCUAAUUUAUUUUUUAUCAUGUUAAUUAUUUGUAAAUUCUGAUUUGAUUUUGUGAGACAAUUUGAAGACAUAAAAGAGAGAUAACUGAAUGAGCUGCAUAGCAACUCCAUUAGUGUCCCAGGCUCAAAUUUCAUGCAUCAUAAACUGCUGUGUUUGCAGAGGUGUUGUAGAGAACAUUGCACAAACUGCACAUAAUUUAUUGUCUUGUUGUUUGAGUCCCUUUUGUCACCCACAGCAUGUGAUUAUAAUGUACUAAAACAUGCAAUUUUGUUCUUUGUAGGUAUGUGCUUUUAUAUCUGUUGACAAAUAUUAUUACCAAUAAAAGGGAAAUGGCCAACUGCA
Messenger RNA from Seriola dumerili (greater amberjack), 3192 nucleotides. It is a transcript of the gene stat2, whose product is annotated as signal transducer and activator of transcription 1-alpha/beta-like. Gene Ontology annotation, molecular function: DNA-binding transcription factor activity, RNA polymerase II-specific; RNA polymerase II cis-regulatory region sequence-specific DNA binding. Bases 207 to 2594 code for a protein of 795 amino acids. The record is from RefSeq and is a predicted model, not a curated record. Gene Ontology annotation, biological process: regulation of transcription by RNA polymerase II; regulation of cell population proliferation; type I interferon-mediated signaling pathway. The transcript is spliced from 24 exons. Lineage: Eukaryota; Metazoa; Chordata; Actinopteri; Carangiformes; Carangidae.